This is a messenger RNA of Microtus ochrogaster (prairie vole), 1935 nucleotides long. RefSeq names its product legumain (gene Lgmn). Lineage: Eukaryota; Metazoa; Chordata; Mammalia; Rodentia; Cricetidae. Gene Ontology annotation, molecular function: cysteine-type endopeptidase activity. Gene Ontology annotation, biological process: vacuolar protein processing. The record is from RefSeq and is a predicted model, not a curated record.
GCAGCUCAAUCACAGCGGGGCGGACUCUGGAGGAGGUUGGUUUGAGGCUGCGUGACGCCUGGAGUUCCCACGGUCCUGCAGUCACAGCGGCGGUCACCCGCCCAGAGAAGCAUUGCUGACUGGGCCUUGGGGAAAGCUUCCGGGCAGCUGAAGUGAAGCCAGAUAAGUCCAGGCCUUCGGUAGCUGAUACUAAGGCGGAGAAGGGUGCAGGAUGAUCUGGACCGCUGCCGUGCUUCUCAGCCUGGUGCUGGGUGCGGGUGCUCUUCCCGUUGGUGUGGAUGAUCCCGAGGACGGCGGGAAGCACUGGGUGGUGAUUGUGGCGGGCUCCAAUGGCUGGUAUAAUUACCGGCACCAGGCAGACGCAUGCCACGCCUACCAGAUCAUUCACCGGAACGGGAUUCCUGAUGAGCAGAUCAUAGUGAUGAUGUAUGACGACAUUGCCAACUCUGAGGACAACCCUACUCCAGGCAUUGUGAUCAACCGACCCAAUGGCACAGACGUGUAUAAAGGCGUCCCGAAGGAUUACACUGGAGAGGAUGUGACCCCGGAGAACUUCCUCGCCGUGCUGAGAGGCGAUGCAGAGGCUGUGAGGGGCAAGGGGUCUGGAAAAGUCCUGAAGAGUGGUCCCCGGGAUCAUGUGUUCGUUUACUUCACUGACCACGGAGCUACUGGAAUCCUGGUGUUCCCCAGUGAUGAUCUUCAUGUCAAGGACCUGAACAAGACUAUUCGUUAUAUGUAUGAACACAAGAUGUACCAGAAGAUGGUGUUUUACAUUGAAGCAUGUGAGUCUGGAUCCAUGAUGAACCACCUGCCUGAUGACAUCAAUGUCUAUGCAACUACCGCCGCCAACCCCAGGGAGUCCUCUUACGCCUGCUACUAUGACGAGAAGAGAAACACGUACCUGGGGGACUGGUACAGUGUCAACUGGAUGGAAGACUCGGACGUGGAGGAUCUGACCAAGGAGACACUCCACAAGCAGUACCACCUGGUGAAGUCACACACCAACACCAGCCACGUCAUGCAGUACGGGAAUAAAUCUAUCUCUAGCAUGAAAGUGAUGCAGUUUCAGGGUAUGAAACACAGAGCCAGCUCCCCCAUCUCUCUGCCUCCAGUCACACGCCUUGACCUCACCCCCAGCCCAGAGGUGCCCCUGGCCAUCCUGAAGAGAAAGCUGCUGCGCACCAAUGACCUGAAGCAAUCCCAGAAUCUCGUCGGGCAGAUCCAGCAGCUUCUGGAUGCCAGGCACGUCAUUGAGAAGUCCGUGCAGAAGAUUGUCUCCCUGCUGGCAGGGUUUGGGGAUACUGCUGAGAGACUUCUGUCGGACAGAGCCUUGCUCAUAGCACACGACUGCUACCAGAAGGCUGUGACCCACUUCCGCACACACUGCUUUAACUGGCACUCCCCCACGUAUGAGUAUGCCUUGAGGCAUUUGUACGUGCUGGCCAACCUCUGUGAAAAGCCUUAUCCGAUUGACAGGAUAAAGAUGGCCAUGGACAAGGUGUGCCUUGGUCACUACUGAGCAGCUGCCUUCCCAGAGCUUCGUGAAGAGUGAACACAGUCCAUUGGAAUGUGUACCGACCUGAGACUGAAGGGGUGGAGCCAGAUGCUGCUAAGCCUAGCUCCUGGAAUGCUGCCAGCCCCUCCCAGGGCUUUCUUUCUGAAGACACUGACCCACUAAGAAGCUAGUUCAGGCAGUAAAGCACUCUGGAGAAAGGAACUUUUGCUUCUUAGGAGGUUUUUUUCGUUGUUGUUGUUGUUUUUUUGUCCACUAGCUUUCAAGAGCAAACUCACUGCAGCUUCUGUUGCCAUUGAAGGAGUCUCCUGAGAAAUUCGAAGCUGAAACCACUUUCUGUCUUCACAGUGAUUUUACUGAGUGGGGUGUGAGCCUCUAAGGAGAAUUAUUUUUAGAAAAUAUAAUUUUUGAUUGCUUUUGUA